CUAUUCCUCCCACUGACACUAAUGAUGGAGCACUAUUCCUCCCACUGACACCAAUGAUGGGGCACUAUUCCUCCCACUGACACCAAUGAUGGGGCACGAUUCCUCCCACUGACACCAAUGAUGGGGCAACUAUUCCUCCCACUGACACCAAUGAUGGGCACGAUUCCUCCCACUGACACCAAUGAUGGGGCACUAUUCCUCCCACUGACUAAUGAUGGGGCACUAUUCCUCCCACUGACACUAAUGAUGGGACACUAUUCCUCACACACUGACACUAAUGAUGGGGCAUCCUCAUUGGUGUCAGUGGGAGGAAUAGUGUCCCAUCAUUGGUAAUCAGUUGGAGGAAUAGUGCCCCAUCAUUGGUAUCAUUGGAGGAAUAGUGCCCCAUCAUUGGUAUCAAUCCUGGG
This is a messenger RNA of Staurois parvus, 407 nucleotides long. NCBI's taxonomy places the organism in Eukaryota, Metazoa, Chordata, Amphibia, Anura, Ranidae. The record is from the annotation of a GenBank genome assembly.